AUGAAUGAGUGGCAUGAGUUCAAUUCCGUGAUAAAGUCGAUUUAUUGUAAUGCAAAGGAUGAUUCAAGUAAUACAAUAAAAAACCUAGUGAACUUAGCGAUAAAAAGUGAUGACUCUACCUUCAUUAAGGCCGUUUUAGUUCUGAAAGAAAACAUAUCAAAAAUAGAUAAACAGACAAGAUUCUUAUGGCUUACUUCAACUGUCAAUUCAAAGUUCUACCCUCCUAUACCUAUCUCGGAGGCAUCACCACUAUCUUGGAAUAAUAACGAAUACUGCCUGCCUGGAAGUGAAGAAUUGCAAAGGCGCUACCCAGAUAGAAUCACAUUACAGAACGAGAAAAAUUACACAGGCGGAAUAGAACAAUGCCAAGAUGUAACAGAUUGUUCAAUAGUAGCUUCUCUGAUUAAUCUCAGAGCUCAGAAUUUAGAGCUGCCUCCAACCAAACAAAUAUCAUCCAAUAAAUAUCAAGUUAACUUAUGUUUCAAUGGAAGUGAUAAAAGGUUAGUCACAGUAGACAUUUCUCAGAUUCCGACUUCAGUGGAUGGCGAACAACUUUCAUUAAGAAGCAAGGACAUUACAGAUAAAGUAAGUGAACUUGCGCUAUUGCUUGUUUCCCAAGGUACCUAUUCGACGAAUGGCUCCAACAUUAGUACAGAUACGUUCUACCUGAGUGGCUUUUUACCAGAGAUAGUACAACCAAAUGACUAUCCCUUUGAAAAAUUAUGGGAGUUCUUCAAAUCCAGCCUAUGUCUGAUGGGCGUUGGUAGUGGAAAUCGUUCCAACGACUUGAUAAAACCACUGGUAGCAAACCAUGAUUAUUCAAUUAUUGAUAUCAACUACGAAUCUAGACUACUCAAACUGCGAGAUCCAAGAAACUCAGCAUCCAAUAUCGAGAUUACUUACGAACAGUAUUUGAGCAACUUCAAACAAUUGUACCUCAAUUGGAACCAUGAAAAAAUAUUCAGAUACUCUCAAACGUUGCAUUUUCGGUACGAUGCUGUACGUUAUAGUAAAUUUGCGAUCAUUGCAGGUAAGCCUUUAUUCCAAAUAGUAAAUAAUUCCAAGGUAACAGAAACGGUGUGGUUAUUGCUUGAAUCACACCUGCUAAAUGAAGAUAGGGAAAGAAUUGAGUCAAUUUCCUUUGUGAACGAAGCUCCACUAUGUAUAGUUUACCCAAUUGAAGCACCAGUCGAUAGAGGCGGUACUCAUACCGGAAUGCAGCUGGUAAAGUUAAAAUUAGGUUCUGAGGCUGAAAAGUUAUUGUAUUGCCAUUCAACAACCAACAACAAUUUUAGUAUUCAUUUCUUCUCAGUUGCGAAGGAAAUCUAUUUUAGAAAGUUAAAUAAUACGGAUGGUCUUGUUGCCAACGUAACCUUCUCUCCUCUUCAUGAAACAGAUAAAAAAACCUCUUUCGAUACCUGCAAUUUUUUCCAAAAUCCAACUUUUGAACUGGAAGUUUAUUCUGAAAAAGAUCAGCAAAUUUUUAUGGAUGUUACAUGUGUGUCAACUAGCUUUCGCGAUUUAGUUAACGUUCAGGUAUACUACUUGGACGAUUAUGAGCUGGUGAAACCGAUAAUGUUUGAUAAUCACUAUGAACCCGGGCAAAUCGUCAAACAAGAAGUACCCAUCUUAACUAACUCCAAAUAUUUACUUGUUUGCUCUACUUAUGGCACUCCAGUUUCCUCGGAAUUCCAAUUGGUAACCUCGACACGUUUCUCCUCCUCAUGGAGGUUGAUAUCUCGCAUAGGUUUACGUAGUAUUAACUUGAUUUACGGUUCUUAUCCAUAUCAAUUCCAUACCAACUUUCAUUGGAAGAAAAACUUCAACAGAAUCAAAAUUCCAAUAGCUUUGCAAACCAAAAAAUACGCGACAAACAAACUUUUUGUACGUAUAGUACCCGUGGAAUCAUCAGCACAUUUGAGAAUACGAUGUAAUAUUUUUGAGCUAGAAUCAUCUCUCUGUGUUUAUGAAUGUCAAGAAUACAGAAGUUGCCCACCCGGGGGCAUAGUUAUAUCAAAUUUGGAGAUCACUCGUAUUAGCACUAUAGUAUUGAUGAUUGAAAAAGAUGUAUCUAUUUUCAAUGAAUCUACCAAAAAAGGUAACAUGGAUGAAUUGGAGCUGUAUGUUGGGUCUAAUCAAAAAAUCGAAAUCGAACAGUACUCCGAUUAUGUAACACAACAAUAA
Messenger RNA from Saccharomyces kudriavzevii IFO 1802, 2184 nucleotides. It is a transcript of the gene RIM13, whose product is annotated as Rim13p. Gene Ontology annotation, biological process: proteolysis. The record is from RefSeq and is a predicted model, not a curated record. Gene Ontology annotation, molecular function: calcium-dependent cysteine-type endopeptidase activity. The coding region runs from base 1 to 2184 and encodes 727 amino acids. NCBI's taxonomy places the organism in Eukaryota, Fungi, Ascomycota, Saccharomycetes, Saccharomycetales, Saccharomycetaceae. The transcript has a single exon.